Monomorium pharaonis (pharaoh ant) is the source of this 2107-nucleotide messenger RNA. Its product is annotated as cysteine and histidine-rich protein 1 homolog. Gene Ontology annotation, molecular function: zinc ion binding. Lineage: Eukaryota; Metazoa; Arthropoda; Insecta; Hymenoptera; Formicidae. The record is from RefSeq and is a predicted model, not a curated record. Gene Ontology annotation, cellular component: nucleus. The transcript is spliced from 7 exons. The coding region runs from base 412 to 1515 and encodes 367 amino acids.
UUCUCCUACCCACUAUAAUUUUUUUUUCGUUUCUUUAAGCAACGUCAUAAAUUUAGGAAUGAAGGAUCUUGAUGAAAUUUUCUUCAUCGCGUCCGUGUCUGUUUCGCCGAGGAGCGCAGUUCUCCCGAUGCCCAAGGCUCAGCUGUGCAUCUCGGCGUGCCCCGCUCGGCGUGCCUCGCGAGCCUCGCGCGAUUGGUCGGGCCUUCGUAAUUCUGUACGGUGCAUCUGGUGCAGCAGAUGCGACGCGUCCCCAUAGUUCGAGCACUCGUCUCAUACGCGGACGACCCGAUCGCGUAUAAGUGAUGUAAAUCGCCGCUGACCGCAGGCCCACGCAGGAAAAUUUGCGGAAAAUUCGGCGCCCGUACGAGCAUCGGAUAUACGAGAGAGUGGGAAAACUCCAAAACAAGCAACAUGGCGGACCCGAGCAACGAGCCUGCAUCGUCGAGCGGCGUCGCGGAGCAGGUAGCCGCCACGGCGGCGGCCCCCGCCGUCGUGGCACCGUUGCGCGAGGAGCACGACAAGCCCGAGGACUUCCACGAGCCCGACAAGAAGCGGCGCAGGACAACGCGGCCCGAGGACGCCGCGAAAACCGAGCAGAAGUUGGAACACCGCCUGGGCGGCAUCCUCUGCUGCGCAGUAUGCCUCGAUCUGCCUCGCGCGGCCGUCUAUCAGUGUGCUAAUGGACACUUGAUGUGUGCUGGUUGCUUCACUCAUGUCCUCGCAGAUGCCAGGCUGCGGGACGAGAUGGCAACAUGUCCCAACUGCAGAAUCGAAAUCAGCAAAACCACCGCGUCACGAAAUUUGGCGGUUGAAAAAGCCGUGUCCGAGUUACCCGCCGAAUGUCAAUAUUGCGCAAAGGAGUUUCCGCGAAAUUCCUUAGAACACCAUGAGGAGGCUAUGUGCGAGGAAAGGAUAUCUAGUUGCAAAUAUAGUAGAAUCGGUUGUCCUUGGCGAGGCCCGAAUCACGAGAUCCCGGAACACGAAAAUCAUUGUGUUCAUCCUCAUCGUACGGGCGCGGAUGUGAUGGAGGCUUUGCGCGAGAUCGAUGCUCGCACUUUGGAAGAACGUAGACUCUACGACAAUGUCUUUGAUCUUUUGUCCUACGAGAAAAUCACAUUCAACGACUUACAGAUGAAGCCAUAUCGUACUGACGAAUUUAUUCAUAAAUUAUUUUACGAAACCUCACGAUUCGGCGCUUUCAACAAUCAAUGGGUAGUGAAGGCCAGGAUUAACAGCAAUCAGCGCGAUCCUACUCAAAGUUCAGAACGAGACAUAACUUACCAACUGAUACUAAAGACAAAAACUACUUAUCCGCUACCAGUUUAUUACUUGAUCUUGAAAGGCCCGUUUGGCGAUAUGAAAGUCCAUCCGAGAAUUCACAGAUUCGAGUUCACCGAGCAGGAAAAUGAGAGCCCAUAUUUCACGUUGCCGCUACCGGACACGGCUGAAUGCAAUAGACUUCUCGCCGCAAAAGCCAUCAGUUUUAGACUAAUAAUGUUCCUGGCGUCUAAGUAGUUUUACAACGAUAAUAUCUCUAUUGUCAAGAUUUUGUCACAAAUAGAAUCGAUCGAUAAGAUCUUCUAGACAUAAUGACAAAUAAGAAUAUAGAGAUCACAGAGAUUUAUAAUCGUUUUACAGUAGCGAUAUUGAUCAUGAUAAUAAUAACGAUAACGAAAGAAAGAAACUCGGAGACACUAAUAUCAUUGUAAUGUUUAAAAAUACAUGUUGACCAUGAUACAUAUUGUAUAAAAUUAAUACACUGAUGUGACAUACACGAAAAGCACAUUAACAUGAGUAUUGAGAAAAAUUAAGUUAAAUUGCUUUAUAUUUUCCUUUUACAUUCAAACUUUUACAUUAAAACAAAAGGGAAGAAACUAAAGACUAGAAAGUAGUUUAUUGUAGAUUAUUGUUAAGAUGAUAAAUUAUUAUAUGUAUCAAUUGUGCAAUGUGCUUGUACCCUAAGAUAAAGAGCUAGAUGAUCAGUAUCGCUUAAAUAAUACUGAUUAAUACACAUACUCCUGUCCACGAAGAGCCUAUCUUUUUCUUUUGUUUUACUUAAAUAAAACGCUAUCGAUGUAAAAAUUUCGAAUAAAAGUUGUAAUUAUAA